This is a messenger RNA of Topomyia yanbarensis, 1155 nucleotides long. RefSeq lists its product as uncharacterized. The transcript is spliced from 2 exons. Bases 311 to 1105 code for a protein of 264 amino acids. The record is from RefSeq and is a predicted model, not a curated record. Lineage: Eukaryota; Metazoa; Arthropoda; Insecta; Diptera; Culicidae.
UCGCAUAGCCUCACAUAAAAAAAACGGCAGCUGUUAUAUUUUGUUCUGACAUCACUGGGCGGCUUAAAUAUGCAAUAACAAGAUUGUAACAGAAUAUAAUUUGCGUAGCAGAUUGUUAUAAAUUUGGUCUCGUUAGUAGUUAAAAUAACAGAAAACUAUAACAAUUAACAACGGGAGAUAAUGUUUUGAAAUCUUUUUGUUAUGUGUUUCUAAUCGGAUACCGGCAAAAUAAAAAGAAAAUUUUGUUUUCGACUCCGUUGCGCAAAUAAUUUGUAAGUACUCCGUUGCUUCUUUGAUCGCAUGCCGCCGAAUGGAUCAACAUCAUGCCGUUCAUGUUAAAACCGAACCGAUCGAACCCGACUUGGAACACGACAUUCCCCGUUUCCUAGUGCAAACCAGUGCAGCGCCAAACAUUCCGACAACGGUUGAGAUAGUUGAUCUUACGAAUGAUGAGUUUAUUUCCGAAUUUCGCCAUUUUUUAAGCAACGUCCAAUACAGUCGAAAGCAAGGCAACAAAAAGGUAAUCCGUCAGAAAGAACUAGUCGUAGAGCUAAUUUCGCUACAAGUGGUACACCUUCAACUGAUAAGUUUCUACCAAGAAGCAUACGUUGGGACGUUAUUCGGAAUUGAUUUCAGAAGUGUUAUAGUUUACGGAAGAGUAACUCCCGGACCGGUAAAACAACAUAAUAACACACACAUUUACAAACUAGAUGAUGGAUCCGGAACAGUAGAAGUGUAUUAUGCUCAUGCAUUGCCCAGGGAUGUUGACAAACUAACCGAUGUCAAUAAAUGUGAGGAUAUUCUGAAGACCCGGAAUCCCCUCAACGAUGAACAAGUACCGGAGAACCCGGAUCACAAAGCUGAUCUAAAAUUACUACUGAGUUUGGUGAAAAGUCACUGCCAGCGAAGAUUGGAAUAUUUUCAGUUGGGAACCCGUUGUUUCGUGAUUGGUCGACCUUUUCUGAAUCGAUUUGAUCAAGUUUCGAUUUAUGCACACAGUAUGUAUGCCGAUGGAGAUAAAGACGGAAAAUCGGCAGAAGUAUUCUGGAAAACUCAUUUAGCUUUAUGCUACGAACGAGAAUAUUCAGCAGCCUGUCGUCAAUAAAAGCGUCGGAGCGUUCGAAGUUAUAAACUAUUCCAAAUGCUACAAUUAGG